Messenger RNA from Cuscuta campestris, 2115 nucleotides. The record is from the annotation of a GenBank genome assembly. Lineage: Eukaryota; Viridiplantae; Streptophyta; Magnoliopsida; Solanales; Convolvulaceae.
CACUAAACACUACUAGUAGAUAAUAUUUUUAAAACGUUAACACUUAUCUCUAAAGUUAUUUUCGUAUGGACCAUUGUACUUUUUAAUCACAUAAGUAAUGAAAAUGGAUUACGGAGUAAUAAAUAAGUUUUCUAACCUAGGCUAUUUACCAUAUUUGAAUCCUACUAUAAUCAGGAUUCCACCUUUUAAAUACCUGUUUCAUUUGUGCGAAAAAAAAAAGACGCCUGGAACCGUUUCCGCAGAGAAACGAGAUAUGAGUCCCCUAUUGGAAGAGGCAGAAGCUAAACCGGACGGGGUGAAGAAGCCGGUAUUCCUCACGAAAGCUCAGAGAGAACAAUUAGCUCUCCAGCGCCGCCGGGAAGAAAUUGCCGAGCAGAACCGCCGCGCCGCCGAUCGCCCUUCCAGCGAAGCAGCCUCGUCGUCUAGAGACCAUGAUAGGUCUUAUUUCGAUCCCGAUCGCGACCGUGACAGGGAUUACACCCGCUCUUCCCGUGAUAAGGAUCGUGAGAGGGAUAGAGAGCGUCGGAAGCGUGGGAGGGAGACGGAGGAUGGCGGCAAGGAACAAGAGCGUGUUCGAUCGGAGAAAUCAGCCGAUCGAGCGCGGGAGAAGGAGCUCGAAGCCAUAAAGGAGCAGUACCUGGGAUCUAAGAAACCUAAGAAGCGAGUCAUUAAACCUAGUGAGAAGUUUCGAUUUUCAUUCGAUUGGGAGAACACGGAGAACACCUCCCGUGAUAUGAACUCGCUCUAUCAAAACCCUCAUGAGGCUAGAUUGCUAUUUGGCCGUGGUCUUCGAGCCGGGAUGGACCGGAGGGAACAGAAGAAGCUGGCUGCUAAGAAUGAGAGGGAGAUUCGAGAAGACGUCCAGAUGAAGGAUGGGACUGAGGAGACACCGGUCGAAGCAGCCGCUCUGAGGAAAAAAGAGGAAGCAGCUGAUUCGUACGACGCCUUUGACAUGAGGGUGGAUCGCCAUUGGUCCGAGAAGAAGCUUGAAGAAAUGACCGAGAGAGAUUGGAGGAUCUUUAGGGAGGAUUUCAACAUCUCCUACAAAGGUUCAAAGAUUCCCCGCCCCAUGAGGAGCUGGACAGAGAGCAAGCUGAUCCCGGAGCUGCUCAAGGCUGUCGACAGGGCUGGGUACAAGACCCCAUCUCCCAUUCAAAUGGCUGCAAUUCCGCUCGGACUCCAACAGAGGGAUGUGAUUGGUGUAGCUGAAACAGGUUCUGGUAAAACUGCCGCGUUUGUUCUCCCUAUGUUGUCUUAUAUCUCAAGGCUUCCCCCCAUGAGUGAAGAAAAUGCUGCAGAGGGACCGUACGCUGUUGUUAUGGCUCCCACGCGAGAGCUAGCCCAACAGAUAGAGGACGAGACUGUUAAGUUUGCGCACUAUUUGGGCAUCAAAGUCGUUUCCAUUGUUGGUGGGCACUCCAUUGAAGAGCAGGGUUUGAGGUUUAGACAGGGUUGUGAGGUUAUCAUUGCUACCCCUAAUCGACUCAUUGAUUGCCUAGAGAGACGAUAUUGUGUUCUCAACCAGUGCAAUUAUGUUGUGCUUGAUGAGGCCGAUCGCAUGAUUGAUUUGGGAUUUGAACCACAAGUUGUUGGUGUGCUGGAAGUCAUGCCGUCUAGCAACUUGAAACCAGAGAACGCGGAUGAAGAGCUUGAUGAGAAGAGGAUCUAUAGAACCACAUAUAUGUUCAGUGCCACCAUGCCAACUUCUGUAGAACGGCUCGCAAGAAAGUACCUGAGGAACCCUCAUUACCCAGCAUGUUAUAAUGGUUAAGGAAUCUGAGAAGACUUACAGGUUGCAGAAACUACUGGAUGAACUUUCCGACAAGACAGCAAUUGUGUUUGUCAAUACCAAGAAACAAGCUGAUUUUGUUUCUAAGACAUUGGACAAGGCAGGGUACAGAGUGACCACAUUGCAUGGUGGCAAGUCACAGGAACAAAGGGAAAUCAGCCUGGAAGGCUUUCGGACAAAGAGGUAUACCGUGUUGGUUGCAACGGAUGUUGCAGCCCGGGGGAUUGAUAUACCGGAUGUAGCACAUGUGGUUAAUUAUGACAUGCCGAAUAGUAUUGAGGGAUACACACAUCGUAUUGGGCGAACCGGGCGUGCUGGCAAGACUG